UGUGCCCGCGCGCCAGAGGGGGAGGAGUCGCGCGCGCGGCCGGAGCUGCAGCUGGGCUAGCUUCCAGUCGCUGAGCAGAGCCGCGGAGCCUCGCCCGGGAGCAGGAGCAGCAGCGGCGGCAGCGGUUGCAGCAGCAGUGGCGGCAGCGCCCGUGCCUCGGCCGGGCUGCCCGCGGCGGGGACGCCUCAGUGAAGCUCCGAGACGCGGCCGCACCCCGAGCUGAGCCUGCAGCGUCCGACCCGAGGAGCCGGAGGAGCUGCCAGGGGAGGCGCCGCGACAGCGCCCAAGCAGAGCAUCCCCCGCGGCCGGCGGCGGCUCGCAGCCAUCCCGAGGAGGCCCGCGGGCGGCGGGCGGCAGAAGGCGCCCGGGCCGGGAGAGAUGCCCACGGAGACCGGCCUGGGCUGGGGCGCCUCGUUCGGCGGGCCCUGAGCUCCCGCCCUCCCGCCGGGGUCUCAGGAGAUGCCCGUGCGCCCUCCGGGCCAGGGCGCCGAGCGGUGACCGGAGCAGCAGCAGGAGGAGGAGGAAGGGGCCGCCCCCCGUCCCCACGCCCGCCCCGGCGCUGCCCCCGGCUCCGGCCCCGGGCACCCCGGCCGCCGCGGUCCUGGCCACCGGCGUCAUGGGCAACAUCUCGUCCAACAUCUCGGCCUUCCAGUCGCUGCACAUCGUGAUGCUGGGGCUGGACUCGGCCGGCAAGACCACGGUCCUGUACCGCCUCAAGUUCAACGAGUUCGUGAACACGGUGCCCACGAUCGGCUUCAACACGGAGAAGAUCCGCCUGAGCAACGGCGCCGCCAAGGGCAUCAGCUGCCACUUCUGGGACGUGGGCGGCCAGGAGAAGCUGCGGCCGCUCUGGAAGUCCUACAGCCGCUGUACGGACGGCAUCAUCUACGUGGUGGACUCGGUGGACGUGGACCGCCUGGAGGAGGCCAAGACCGAGCUGCACAAGGUGACCAAGUUCGCCGAGAACCAGGGCACGCCGCUGCUCGUCAUCGCCAACAAGCAGGACCUGCCCAAGUCGCUGCCCGUGGCCGAGAUCGAGAAGCAGCUGGCCCUGCCCGAGCUCGUGCCGGCCACCACCUACCACGUCCAGCCUGCCUGCGCCAUCAUCGGCGAGGGCCUCACCGAGGGCAUGGACAAGCUUUACGAGAUGAUCCUCAAGCGCAGGAAGUCCCUCAAGCAGAAGAAGAAGCGGUAAAGAGCGGCCCCCGAAGGCAGGAAGCCGGCCCCCUCCCGGCCCGGGCCACGACCCCUCUGCGCCCCCCUCCCCCGGCACCUUCACGCCCCCCCACCGAGGACCCCAGAAUCGAGAACCAAAGCGACGACGCGUCGAGUUUUCCCAAGGAGACUAGAAUUCUAUUGAUAGCCAGACAGUGAGCGGGAAGCCCGGACUCCUGGGACCGCCCCCCCCACCCCGCCCCACCUCACCCCAGCCUUGGAUCCUGACUUGUCCGCCUGGGCCAGGUCCUUCGGCUGCAGCCCCGCGGCUGGCCUCCGCCUAGAAGGCCCAUCCCCCUGGUGGGCUGCCUGGCUGCCUGCUCGAAAGGUCUUUUGUUUGAUCUCCCCCCUUUCCCACGGGCUGCGAGGAGGGGGAGGAGACUGGAGGAAGAGGACUAAGAGGGAUGGGGGAUGGGACUUGGAGGUGAGGGGGUUGCAACCUGCUGAGCCUGCCCUCCCUCCCCGUGGGACGCCGGGGAUGGCUCCUGGGGCCUCGGGAGGAAGGCCUGCGGGGCAGAGAAGUUCCGCCUCCUCCCCCCUCCCCCCAAGCAAGUGCACCUGUGGGUUCUUAGAGGUGCCGAGGUCAUGUGGCCUCCGGGCUCUCUGGCCGGGACCGGACCACGAGGGGACCCCCGCUGCGGUAGGGAUGAUGGGCCAGCCCGGGCCGGUUUGGAGAAUCCCUUUCAUGGAACAGGGCAGGCCCCUGUUUGCUUUUCCUUUGCUCCUGCCCUGGGCCCUAGCAAGGUGGCUGGCUGGAGGUCCAUUUGGGGGAGUUCCUGCUGCCGCAUAGCAGACUUGGAUCAUGGGAAACCCAGCCGAGAGCCCGGCCGAGGGAAAACCACUGGAGAAAACGCCCGUUUCUUUUACAGGAUGAGAACCGCCUUUCAUCUCCGGCCGGGCCGCUCCGGCUUCUUCGCCCUAGUUUGGAUCGAGCCCAUGUGCAGGUCAUUAUCCCACAAACAAAGAAGCCCGGAACCCUGGAGAUCCCGCCGCCGCCGCCGCCGGGCGGGGGGAGGGGGGCGGCGGGGUUCCACGGAUUGCCGGAAACCCAGUCAAGGGUAUUCAAGCGCCAGCCUGGUGGUUGGGGCUGGAAGGGAAGGGCCCGCUAUUCUGGGCAGGCAGACUCGGGGUCUCCGGCCGCAGCAGCACCUGCCUGGCCAAUGGGUGCUCUUCCUGCCCUCUCCUCUCCCCAGCGGAAGGCUGCCCGGAGGAUCCUUUCGGCAAGGCUCGCCUCUAGGCAGGGGAACCGGGUGAUGCAGGGUGGGUUGUCCGAUUGGCUUUUCUUUGGAACGAGAGGGCCCUGCGGAGCCGAGCUAUCCCGCUCCCACCCGCCCCGCCCCACCCCCCAACGCAUUUGUCUUGCAAAAGCCCACCUGACUGCAUGAAUUUCAAAGCACAACGCGAGGUCCUGGCUCGGCUUCUCCCAUUCCUGGCUAAGCUGGACGGCCGGCGGUUCCAGCCAGUGCGCUGGCCCUUGGCCGAGCCCCGCGGUGCGGGUGGGGGUUAGGGGGGCCCAGGAGAGCUCCAGGUGGGAGAAGCUGGCCAUGACGUCAUCGCGGCCCCGCAGGUGCCCGAGGAGGCCUGGGAGGCGAGCGGAAGGGGGAAGAAAAAACAGAGUUUAGUAUUUUUCAUAAGAUGGUUUUUUAAAGAAAUAAAUGGUUUAUAAUCAGGCCCGGGAGUCUCGGUUGCAGGAUGCUGGUCAUUUUACACAGAAGUGCAGUAUUGUCCGAAGGGAGGCUUCAGGCUCGCGUCUGACGGCCUCUUCGAAGCCAUGUUUACUGGGAUGAUUGUCCUCUUCCCCCCUCCUCCCUCCCUCCCUCCCUCCCCACCGGACCAGAGCAGGGAGUCUCUGGGCAUCGGCCGGCCUCCUCUUCUCCCUCGCUUUCCACAAACUCACUUGGGAACAAAUUCUCCAGAGAGCAGGCCUGGCUCUUUGGAGAGCUGUUGGGGCCAGGGACGGGCGAGGGCAGCUCCCCCCAGGCUGCUCUGCUUCUCUGAAGGCGAUGGAAUCCCCGUUUUACACCGUCGUAGUCACUCACUUCCUUGUUCACCAGUUCAGGAUGGGCUGGCCCCAUGCCGCGAGCAAACUGUAGAGGUUUUGUGUCUGUGCGUCUGUGGGCUUGUCUUGGGUUCUGUCUCUCCCAUUCCCUCUGGGUCUCUCACUUGCCUCAGUCCCUUCUUAAGCACUUUGCCAUGCGAUUCGGGGGCUCCCCGCUCCGGAGGGAUUUUGUAACACUGCAGAAGCCAAAUAGGGGCGGGUGGGGUGCUGGGGCGAGGCUUGGGCCCCAGGCCUGCCUGUUUCCCAGCAAGCCCAGCGCCUGCCGGAGGCCCCCUCGGCAGCCAGGAGGGCUGGUUCGGAAGUCGGAAGCCCGGCUCGGCUGAACUGGGUCGCUUCUCCGUCACCACACCAUUGGGCAUUCUUCCUCCCUUCCUGGGCAGGCUGAAGGAGAAGCUUGGCGGAAAGAACGGAUGGGCUUGCUUUGGAGAAGCAGCAGCAGCGGGGCUCGGAUGGUGACCAGCAGACCGGCCUGCCCACUCCCACUCGAGCUUUGUGUUUUCGCUCUGUUCAAGUGUCAGAAUCCCAGAAAAAGUCUCAGCGUUUCCUCACCCCCUCCAGCCACCCUGUUCUGACUGUUCUUUUGGGUUCCUCCUUUCUUUUUUAUGAUGCCAACAUGAUGCUGUGAACGGAAAUAAAUUAUUUAUACAAUCUA
Messenger RNA from Monodelphis domestica (gray short-tailed opossum), 3926 nucleotides. RefSeq names its product ARF like GTPase 4C (gene ARL4C). Gene Ontology annotation, molecular function: GTP binding; GTPase activity. The record is from RefSeq and is a predicted model, not a curated record. Lineage: Eukaryota; Metazoa; Chordata; Mammalia; Didelphimorphia; Didelphidae.